Pimephales promelas (fathead minnow) is the source of this 3738-nucleotide messenger RNA. RefSeq names its product cnksr family member 3 (gene cnksr3). Gene Ontology annotation, molecular function: protein binding. NCBI's taxonomy places the organism in Eukaryota, Metazoa, Chordata, Actinopteri, Cypriniformes, Leuciscidae. Gene Ontology annotation, biological process: regulation of signal transduction. The record is from RefSeq and is a predicted model, not a curated record. Gene Ontology annotation, cellular component: membrane; cytoplasm.
UUAGUUUCGGUGUGUGUGUCGAGCUUCAGUGCUGUUCCUGUGAUCCUAUCAUCAGUGUUCAGUUGUUAGAGAUGAGAAAGGACGCUCAAGUGGGAAACUUUAUUUCAGUUUGAGAACUUGGCCGAAACUUUCUGAAGAAUGGAGCCGAUAACCAAGUGGACAACGAUUCAGGUUGUGGACUGGAUCAGAGGGCUGGACGACAGUCUCCAGCAGUAUGUUUCUAACUUUGAGAGAGAGAAGAUCAAUGGAGAGCAGCUUCUGAAGAUUUCGCAUCAGGAUCUGGAGGAGCUGGCGGUGACCCGUGUCGGACAUCAGGAGCUGAUUCUGGAGGCUGUCGAUCUCCUCUGUGCAUUGAACUGUGGUGUGGAGACUGAUAACUUGAAGACUCUGACAGGUCAGAUGCGUGCAGCGUCCAAUAACUUGCACAACUGUGCGUCAGAACGGAGGAAAAAUCCUUCUUAUGAUGGAGUAAGUCCAAACAAACCACCUAACGUGUUCCUCACCGCUGUGGUGGAGCUGAUAGCGGCUGCCAAGGGCAUGCUGGGCUGGCUUGACAGGACCCCCCUCACGGGAAUCAGUGAUUUCACCUCCACCAAGAACAAGAUCAUUCAGCUCUGUCUGGAGCUGACCACAACUGUCCAGAAGGAUUGCACAGUGUUUGAAAUGGAGGAGAAGAUAUUAGAAGUGGCACGGGUUUUGACUGGCAUUUGCGACUCCACCAUGAGAGUUACCUCUGACCCCUUGAAGACUCACAUGACCUGUUUGGAGGAAGUCCCCAUCCCCAAUAUCAAACCAGGCGAGGGUCUGGGGAUGUAUAUCAAAUCCACUUACGAUGGACUUCACAUCAUCACCGGAACCACGGAAAAUUCUCCAGCAGACCGAACUCAGCGGAUUCAUGCAGGCGAUGAGGUGAUACAAGUCAACAGACAAACAGUGGUGGGCUGGCAUUUGAAGAGUCUGGUGGAGAAGCUCAGGGAAGAUCCUCUGAAUGUGACACUGAUGGUGAAGAAAAGGCCGUCAGGCACCUGUGGCUUCACCCCCGCACCACUGAAGAACAUGCGCUGGAGACCCCCUGCCGUCCAGAGCCCAUCGUAUGCGCCGGCCGCCCAGUCAUCCAGAAAUCCUGUGCAAAUCUCCAUCAAGCGGCCGGAGAAAUCUGCAAUUUUAGAUCUCUAUAUUCCUCCUCCUCCUUCCAUGCCAUACAGCCCACGAGAUGCAGAGACGAGUGAAAGUGCAGGUGUGAAGAUGAGACCAAAAGGUUCAGAGUCGCCCAACUCCUCUCUGGAUUUAGCUGGUAGACGGCGUUCAAAUGCCAGCGACUACACCAGCAAACCUAGCGUGAAUCCAGCUGAGGUCAUCAUCCCACAAGCAAGACUGAGACAGCGGACUCCCUCUAGAGGAAAGCCACGUCCCAUGUCCAUGCCGGUAGACACUUGCCUGGGCGCGUUGGACUCUCCCUCCAGACCCUGGGCUCUUGGAAGGAAAGGUGAGGAGGUUUUGCACAGGUAUCUGAGUAACGAACAGAUCCCCACCAUCUCAGAAGAGUCGCCCUGUUACCCACUGCCCUACCGGCCCACAGGCGAACGCCAGCUCGUCCGAGGGGUCGACCACAUCCGCGGGAGCCAGUGUUUCAUCAAUGCCAACCUACACGACAGCGCCACCAUACCCUACCAGGAAGCCAUGGCACGCAAGCCUGCGCCGAAAUCCCCCAAGAGACCCCCGUCCGAACCCUCUCUGCUCAGCAGCUGGAUCGCACGACUCAAGCUGCUCACGCACAUAGGAUCUGGGAUGUCUGCAAGAGCGAUUUUCAGAGGGAUAAAAUACCUGCAGGUUUUCACAUGCUGGAUACAGUUGGUAGAGGAGAUAUAUCUACUGGUCUCCGCUUUGAAGGCAACAGAGGAGAAUCACAGGAUGAUGAACAGACAGAGUCAGUCAUACCCUCUUCAAGACUUUGCAGCCGAGAAGUCUCAAGGAGAUGGUGUGAUGAGCCGCAGAAGGGUCUCGGUGAAAGACCUGGGCCAGGGCGACUGUCAGGGCUGGUUGUACAAAAGGAAAGAAAGCAAAGGGCUCUUGGGCUGGAGGUGGAAAAAGUUUUGGUUCGUGCUCAAGAAAUGUUCGCUCUACUGGUACACAUCCGACACGGCAGAGAAGGCCGAAGGCUACAUCAACUUGAGGGACUUCUUCGUAGAACAAGCUACCGAAUGCAAGAAGAAGUUUGCAAUGAAAGCGAGCCACCUCCACAUGGUGACACUCUACUUUGCAGCUGAAAGCUUGAAAGACAUGAACAAAUGGCUGGCUAAACUCUCCGAGGCUUCAAAUGAACCUGAACCCACAGACUCUACGAACGGAGAGUGCUACAGUGAGGAGAGCGAUGAUGAUGAUGAAGCUGAGGUGUCUGUGGAGGACACGGAUCAGCUGACCCCUGGCUCUUUGCAUGGUUGUCUCCCGCCUCCCCGCUCCUCUUCCUCUCCAUGUCACCGCACAGAGACUCAGAGCGCAGACAGUGAGUCGUGGCACGAGAUCAGCACAGAGGAAGACCCCAUCGCCAAAAUACAGGAGUUCAAAGGAAACGACCGCGCCCCGUCCGAUGAGAUGGAGAUGCUGUAUCUUCACCUCAAGCAAGCGAGUCUGUCGCCCACAGGAGCCCUGCAGCCGAGCACCAAACGGGACUUCAGGUCCUCCUUCAUUAGACGCUGCAAAGAUGAGAGCGUCAAUGACAAACUGCACCUCAUUCGGGCUUUAAACAGCACUUUAAAGGCUAAGGAGGCUGAUCUGCAGAACAUAGAGCAGGUCUUGAGCGAAACGCCUCUGAGCGCUUGUAAAUACAGACAGUGGCGAGACGCUAAUGUGCUCCUGCUGCAAGAGAUAGGAGAGAAACACAAGAGUCCCGUGGAGUCGCAGGCCCAGAAACCACUGGUUCAAACUCAGCCCCAACGCCAGUCGCUCUUCGGCCCGAUCGCUGCGUCUCCCGCUGUCCCAGUCUACACAGAGACCAGCCUGUGAAGACGAGGACCGAGUUAGAACCCCCUAAAAGACCAACUCUGGUGUCCUGCUGGACAUAACAUGCAGCAUCUCUGAAACACUUCACUCAGAUUCUGGCCUGCAAAGGAAGAACACACAACUACAUCAUGAAACUGAGAAAAAUGAUGAACAGUUAAUGCGUUUCGCCUUUGUUGUUCAGAAUCAGUUUAUCUGAUGUAUUACUUGUCGUUCGCCACAAAGAUGUUUGUAGACGUUCUGUAAAGCUUUUACUAAUGUUUGAAUCGUAUGGUGUUUUUAAUUUGGUUUUAUUAAUCACUCAUGACAUUGGUUGUCUGGAUGGACUUUUUUAUGCAGGCUACACACACACACACACACACACACACAAACUUGAUCUUUUUAGGAGUGCAUUAAAAGGUCUCUUUUAAGAUGUACAUAUUUUAGCCUUUUACAACUGUAAUUUAAUGUCUUAAGGAUUGUACAUUUUUGUAUAAAUGUCAUAUGAUUUAACUGUGUAAAUUUUCACUUGGUGUUUUAUAAUUAAUUCAUGCUCAAGGAGUGAAGAAGGGAAUAAAAAUGGCUGUUUAAUUGUUUCUUUCAAAAUUGUGUUGCCUAUUUGUGUGUAGGCUAUAAAGAGCGCUCAUUGUUCUGGACCCAAAACAUAUGCAUUGUAGACACUUUCUAUUUGUUAAAAUCUGUUAAAUAAUUAUGCUUAUAGUUGAUGUGAUGAGCUGUGGUUCGUUUUUGGGGGGAACUGAU